This is a messenger RNA of Pocillopora damicornis (cauliflower coral), 1479 nucleotides long. RefSeq names its product protein odr-4 homolog. Lineage: Eukaryota; Metazoa; Cnidaria; Anthozoa; Scleractinia; Pocilloporidae. Gene Ontology annotation, cellular component: endomembrane system. The record is from RefSeq and is a predicted model, not a curated record. Gene Ontology annotation, biological process: intracellular protein localization.
AACAUGGCGGACUCAGCUGAUCGAUCAUAAGCAAAUUUCUGUCGAUAAACCGAGAGUUCCGGAAUGGGAAGAACCGUCAUCAUCGAAGAGAGUGUCGAAAAUUAUAUAUCCUCUCUUUAUGGAAUCCAUAAAUGGCAAAUCGGCCUAAUAAUCGGACAGCUUUCUCCUCAAAGAGACUAUGUCCUUCAUUUGGCUAGGACACCAGAGCAGACAGGAGAUUCAGACGGAGAUUGUAAGCCAGCCGCCAUAGAUGACAUUGAAAACAACUGGAUUGUAGAGCACGCUCAUCAGGUAUCAAGAAUGUUGACUGGAGGCCUAGAUGUGAUUGGAGUUUUUGCUUUUGGUCCUAUGGACAUGCUUACCAAAUCUCAGGUAAAGCUUCGUCAACUUGUGUUCUCCAUUCAGAAGAUUGUGCAACACAAGGCAGCAUCAUAUUUUGAUAACCUCAUUCACAGCAGAAUCUUGCUCCAAAUUUGUUCAGGAACCAAAAAAAUCACUUGUAGGACAAUUGAUGUUUCUGAUCAAAGGGCCACACCAAAUCCAGCUGAAGUGAAAUAUCAGUCAUUCUCUUCAAAGUGGAGUAAACUAGAAGCAUCCUUGUCGUUAACUGAUGGAUGCUUUGAUGUUCCAAGGAAACUUGAGACUUCAGGUCUAAACAAGCAAAUAAUGAGCAGCAUUCACAAGACAUUGCAGAGUAUAUCAAGUGCCUUGUGCACAGUGAAUGGAGAGCUUUAUGCUGAUGAUCAGACUCUUGUAUCAAGUGAAAAGUCUGGAAGAUCCAGUCAAGCUAGUUCUACACAGACAUUUAAAAUUGACCUAUUUACAGAUGAGUCCUGCAACAAUAUGGAACCUGUGGAGGUAGACACAGCAGCCUCUAUAAGGAUCAGUGGCUCAAUGUGUUGUCAAGCUUAUGUGCAUCAGAAAGCCACAGCAGGGGAGGCAGUACAGGCGUUAAAGUAUGAUGCCAUUCGUUGUUUCCUGUCACGUUGUGAAGUUUUAUGCGAAUAUGUUAUGGAAAACCAAGAGGAGAAACCAAACAGAGAAACAUUCUUUUCAACGUGGACAUCUCCUCAAAGAGUGUUUGUCCCUCUUGGCUCAGGACCCGUGAAAGUCUGUGAUUAUGUGUUUAAGGACGAAACAUUGAAGGAAUCCAAAGAGAGAAUAGCAGAGCUCUUAGGUAUUGAACUCAAAGAAGAAGAUUUUGAAUGUAUAGAAGAUUUUCCAGAUGUCCAGACAGUGAGAAGUUUGGUUGAAGAAAUGCAAACUGAGAGCAACGAAGAAAUUACAGAAAGCGAGGAAGUUCAACAAGGACCCGGAAAACGCGUAAUAGGUGCAGUGGUCGGAAUUGUUGUUGCAGUCGUGGCUGCUGGAGUAACUUUCCUUUUGGGUGAACAAACAGGAUGAAAUACAACCCAAAAUAAUGUUCACUAAUUGUAUUUCGAAUUACAUUAAAUUAUUAUUAAGCUCUUCACUCUGUAA